CUACUUGUCAAUGUCAAACAACGUAACGUGAAAAGAAACAAAGAAAUCAAAAAUCAAACAAAACAAAAUUAAAGAAAUUAUUAAUUAUAUUACAUUCUAUUUGAAUUGAAGGAUUUAAUCAGUAAUUUAUUCUUAUUGUUUUGCUGCAAUUUAUUGUAUUCUGACACUAUUAUGAAAACCUCCGUAGAAAUAGAAUCUUUACGGACGGAACACGAGUCCGAUGAACAGUGGGAAGUGCGAAAGAAUUUUAUGAUGGAGCAUAAAGACAACUUUGCUGAAGAGGAAUUAGUAACUUUGGCACAAUUGUUUACCAAUAUCGAAUUCUUGGGAUGCAGGUACCCUCCGCAGACCAUGAAGAGGAUAGCUCAGAUGUCAGAGAAGGUUUCGGCGAAAUAUCGGGAGAGCAGGAAGAACAAAUUGAAGAGGACUUUUGUUCAGGCCAGCGACGCAGCGGAGCAGAAAGCAAAGAGGUCUUUCAAAUAAAACUAUUCCAUUUAAA
Molecule: messenger RNA, 499 nt
Organism: Amyelois transitella
Lineage: Eukaryota; Metazoa; Arthropoda; Insecta; Lepidoptera; Pyralidae
Product: partner of xrn-2 protein 1
Exons: 3
Coding region: 172-483 (103 amino acids)
Source: RefSeq, a predicted model, not a curated record